Messenger RNA from Nicotiana tabacum (common tobacco), 1461 nucleotides. RefSeq names its product putative ubiquitin-like-specific protease 2B. The record is from RefSeq and is a predicted model, not a curated record. Gene Ontology annotation, molecular function: cysteine-type peptidase activity. Lineage: Eukaryota; Viridiplantae; Streptophyta; Magnoliopsida; Solanales; Solanaceae. Gene Ontology annotation, biological process: proteolysis.
UACAGUACUAUUUUUUGUAUUUACCUUGUGGAGGAACCAAACAAUUCUGCAUUCCGUUAGAGUGGCAAAAAUACAAAAAGAUGAUGAUGGUCAUGCCGAUAGCAACAUUUUGCAGAAACCAGAAAAUUGCUUCUAACUUGAACAAUGCAAUUUUUGGGUUAUAUUUGUAAAAAGCGGCGCAGCAGAUGAAGAAAAGGGUUAUAGAGAAGGAACUUUGUGUCAUAUUCCCCAUAUCAGGAGGCCAAGACAGUAGUUGCAAGAUGGCUAAGGCCGGAGGGGCCAAGUUACUAUAGAACAGUAGGACAUUUCUGUACGGGGAAGACCAAGGGCCUAAAAAUUUUUGUAGUCAAAAGAACCUAUCUUAAAAGUCUGUAUUAGGCGUCUCUGGUUUGACUUGUGUUACAAGUAGCAAGGAUGAUGCUGGGUAAAGACUAUUGAUGGGAUUCCAGAGAGCACCUACCUUGUUGCGGUCUUGCCAAGGCAAGGAAUCACAGAUGAACUGUCGCAAUAUAGUUAAAGGAUUUGGUAAAAAAGGAACUGAUGAGGAACUUCCAAGUCAGUCUCGCUCAAAGGAACACCCACGCACAUGUCAAAAAAGAAAAAGUAAAAAAGUAGCUGCUGCACUUGAUUCAGCUGUUCUGCUACGACGUUCUGCUCGCCUCCGUGGACUGUCAAAUAAAAGGAAUGGCAAAUCAGAUGGAAAGUUAAACUCGACUGACUUUGACUGCUACCUGGAGAACAUAUGGAGGGAACUACCAGAGGAUAAGAAAAGUUCAUUUGCAUACCUUGAGUCCAUGUGGUUUUAUUUAUACACAACCAAACUAUUCAAGCCUAAGGUGUUGAGGUGGAUUAAGGGGCUAGACAUAUUCUCGAAAAAAUAUGUUUUUGUUCCCAUCGUUCUCUGGGAUCAUUGGUGUCUUUUGAUCUUUUGCCAUCUCGGCGAAAGUUUAGAGUCAGAAUCCAAAACUCCCUGUAUGUUGUUACUUGAUUCACUGCAUAUGGCGGGACCCUUGCGAUAUGAACCUGAGAUAAGAAAAUUUGUUUUGGACAUUUUCAAAAAUGAAGAGAGGCCAGAGAGCCAGCAGCUGAUUAGGAAAAUCAAGUUAUUGAUUCCUAAGGUACCGCAGCAGACAAAUGGUACGGACUGCGGUAAAUUUGCUUUGUACUACAUUAGCCUUUUCCUAGAGAGCGCUCCGGAAAACUUUAGCAUUUCUGAAGGCUACCCUUACUUUAUGAAGAAAGACUGGUUUACUACUGACCAGUUAGAAAGCUUUUGGCUGGAAUUGCCCACUCUGACCAAGGAUUCUGAGGACAUGAAGAACACAGCAGUCUCUGGUGAAAGCUUCUCAGGUUCUGAGGAUGCUAUUAUAUAUUUGGUAUAGACAUUGUGGGUAAGAAGUAAAAUAGAGAGAUAUAUUGAUACUAUUGGAAGGACAAGUAACUAUGGGUCAUUGGGAUAUU